This is a messenger RNA of Schizosaccharomyces japonicus yFS275, 2820 nucleotides long. Its product is annotated as N-terminal amidase Nta1. Bases 183 to 1025 code for a protein of 280 amino acids. The record is from RefSeq and is a predicted model, not a curated record. Gene Ontology annotation, molecular function: protein-N-terminal asparagine amidohydrolase activity; protein-N-terminal glutamine amidohydrolase activity; hydrolase activity. The transcript is spliced from 2 exons. NCBI's taxonomy places the organism in Eukaryota, Fungi, Ascomycota, Schizosaccharomycetes, Schizosaccharomycetales, Schizosaccharomycetaceae.
AUCAAUAUUUGUUAUACCAUAAAACAAGCGUUGUAGCAUCAUAUUAACACCUUCACUGUGUUUUUGUGCCGAUCGAUGAUGAUGUAUUCUAUUCACCCACUCAUGUAUACUUUACAUGUUCUACAGUUUUUAGUCCUACGGACAACUGUUUUUAAAUUUUGACACACUUCAUUUUCAAUAAAAUGCGAAUCGCUUGUGUUCAAUUCUGUCCAGAGUUUGGGAAAGUUCAUAAGAAUGUUGAGAGGCUCAAUAAAUUACUUAGUAAUUAUUCAACAGCUCUUGGUAAGACGGAUCUCAUUGUGUUUCCUGAAAUGGCACUUACAGGUUAUAACUUUCGAUCAAAAGCCGAAAUCUUGCCCUUUGCGGAAAGUAGAGAUAGGUUUGAUGGUGCAUCUUUGAAGUUCGCAAAAACGAUUUCUCGGCUGUUCUCGUGCCAUACAAUAAUCGGAUUCCCAGAGAUUAUUAAGAAUUGCGAUAAAAAUGCACAAUUGUACAAUAGCACAGCGCUAUUAGGUCCAGAUGGUGAUCUUCUUCAUGUUUACCACAAGCAUUUUUUGUAUGAAACGGACAAAAGCUGGGCAAUACCGGGCGAUGCAUUUCACAUGUAUAAUGUUGAUGGUUUAGGUCCUAUUUCGAUGGCCAUUUGCAUGGACAUCAAUCCGUUCGAUUUCAAAGCUUCGUUUGACGAGUUUGAAUACGCGAAUUUCGUUAAGAGUCGACUCUCUACUUUGUCGCAACGGCCAGUUUUAUGCCUUAGCAUGUCGUGGUUAGCUUCUGAAAAUGACAAGAAUUUGCUUCAACAAAAUGGACCCGAUAUUACAAACAUCAAUUACUGGGCUACACGAUUAAGUCCUCUUAUCGAGAAGGAUGUAGUUAUAGCGAUUGCAAAUAGAACCGGUGAGGAAAGGGGUAUCACCUUCGCUGGAACAAGUUGCAUUAUGACCUUUGCAAAAGGAAAGGUGAACGUACAUGGACUAUUAGGAAUGAAAGAAGACGGAGUAACGUUUGCUGACAUAAAAGAGUGAAAAUAAAAAACACGGUAAAUCCAAGCUUAUCAUAUAAAUACAUAAUUAUCCGGAAAAGGGAUAUUCACAAAAAUAAAGAACAAACAGAAAAAUUAACACAAAACGAAGAGAAUCAGGAUCAAAUACUUUGAUUCGGUGACUGAUCCAUUCCAAACAAGAAUGCCAGCUCUUUCGUAUUAAGGCGAGAUAUGUUGCGGAGACCCUCUUCUCCCAUGGCGCCAUUGAUCAGUUCUCUUUUUUUAUUUUGCAAAGCAACCACACGUUCUUCAAUUGUCUCACCAACUAUGACUCGGUGAACGGUGAUAUCUUUUGUUUGACCAAUUCUGUGAGCACGAUCAAUGGCUUGAUCUUCGACGAAUGGAUUCCAAAAAGGGUCUAAAACGAUAACAUGGUUCGCACAGGUCAGAUUGAGUCCAACAUUUCCUGCUUUUAAUGAAAUUAAGAGGACGAUGGCAUCUGGAUCAGUUUCAAAAGCAGUCAACGCAUCGUUUCUUUGAGCGGCAUUCAUACCGCCGUUAUAAGCGAUAAACUUCAGGCCUUUUUGAGUUAAUGGAACCAUAAACAGUUCUAAAAAGGGAACAAAUUGUGAGAAUAGCAAAACCUUGUCACUAGGAUGCUUCUUGUGAAUGUCGUUUAUGAUUUCCAGAGCCUUUUCAAUUUUUGUGGAAGUUACCCAUUGUGUUGGAUUUGUAAAUAUCGACAUUCCAAUUUCCCUAUUCUCAAGAAUGUUUGUGAAACUUGAUGGCAAAAUUGAACUGACGUUUUUUAAGUCAAAUGUAUUGUUGCUGGUCAUUAAAGACGAACAACCUGCAAAAGAUCGAAACAGCUCAACACUUAAUACAUUAUCAGUGUUAAUGUAUUCAAGACAAAUAGAGCAUUUUGGGAACAUUGAUAGAAGAUCACCAUUUUCCCCAGCAUUCAUUUUAUCAGCAUGUUUGGCCAAGCACUCUCGGCAUAUCAAGUGACCACAAGGAAUUAGAAUUUGAAUAUCCAUCACGGAAUCUAAGCAUUCUGGACAUUGGUACGAUUCUAGUUGUUUGAUUCCCUCAACAACACUUUUUGGGAGCUGUUUGAAAAGAGCAAGUUUUUCACGCCGAAACCCAUCGUUAUCAUCUGCUGUAGCUUCACGAGCCACAACUAACCAAGGGUGACAGCACGCCUGUCUCAAACGAAGAAGAAGAACUAGAAUGCUACCAUAAUGUGAUACUACGGUGCCUUCCUUCAUAAACUUUCUCAUUUGAAUUUGCGCACCUGUUUGCAGAGCAGAAUAAAAUUCUUUUUCCGGAGGAGACAAGGCAGCUUCCUGGACAUUAAGAGUUUUUUUAGGCAAAGUAAGUAUAGGUUUACCGUCUAUUUUUGUAUUCUUUGUCCUCCGAAGUAACACAGCCUUAAUAAGAGCUCUUAAACGAUUCAUAGCGCGUGUAUCAGAUGAACCUACCUCAUGUUUUAAGGGGACAGAAAUGUCCCGACAAAAGAUUUCCCAAUCGCAGUACGGUUUUAUCCGCAGGAAUUUUAGCAGACUGUGAAAUUCAUCAAUUGAAUUUUGCAUGGGUGUGCCACUGAGGCACCAGCGAUACUUUGAUUCUAUGAGGCAGCAGCCCUUGGCAGUCAAUGUGUUGCGAUUCUUGAUCAUCUGUGCCUCAUCGAGAAUAACACGGUACCAAUCGCCAUAUAGAAUGGGAAGUUGUGCCUCAUGAAUCAUAGUACUACCUUCCUCAUUUGCUUCAAGUAUUGCUUGGUGCGUUUUGUACUCAUAUGCAAUUGUAUUAUAUGUUGUGAGAACGACAUCGUAAUU